AUGAGCUUUCGCUCAAAUUUCACCGCGCCGUUCUGGAUUCGAAAAUUUUCGCUUAUAUCGGCAGCCUAUUUUUUUUUUUAAUUAUUAUUUUGUGAAUCUGUAAGAGAAGAGAAGAGAAGAGGAGAGCGGAAUGGCGAAGAAACUAAGCGGGAAGACGACGUCCAUGGAUGACGACGUAGAUCGGUUGUUUCGUUGUUUCAAGUGUGGAAUCUCUCCCCCUGCCUCUGCUAUGAGAGAAAGGAAACGGAGCAAAAAGAAUUUGAAUCCGGAUAACAACACUUCUUCUCCUGGGACCUGUAAGAAGCCAACUUCUCUGUCUGGAAAAAGAAACCAGAUCGAUGCAAGUCUUCUCAGCCUUGACUCCCUUUCUGGUUCAAGCAAUGUAAAGAAGAAGACUAUUGGGAGACAGUUCUCACCAGUUGUGUUCUACGGCUCUCCCAGUGGCGUUCCUCCCAAAAGACCCUUGAGUUUGCUAAGGCUAUUGCGCGAGAUACGUAUUGAUCUCACUGAAGAAAGGAAAGCUAUCUCCAGGAAACAAGUUUGGGCUACAUUCCCUAGGCAAGACGAAGCGAUUAAGUUUGAAAAGAGGCAUGACAAUGCGCGGGUGUUUAGCUAUCAAGAUCAUUUUAGCGGCCAGAGAAGGUUUCUGGUUUCUACUUAUGAUGAAUUCUGGAACAGAUACAACUCUAUGGAUUCAAGGCAUCGACACCAUUACGAAGUGAUUCAAGAGGGACUGCCAUGCCAUAUGUACUUUGAUUUGGAGUUCGAUCAGAGAGUAAAUGAACGAAAAGAUGUGGAUGAAAUGGUUGAUAUCUUGAUAUCAGUUCUUCUAGAAGCCUUGCAUGAGAAAUAUGCUAUUGAAGGGCAAGAGGAGUGGAUAGUGGAGCUGGAUUCCUCUACUAAAGAUAAGUUCUCUCGUCAUUUGAUUGUCAUCAUUCCAAAGGUUGCUUUCAAGGACAACUUACACGUUGGUGCUUUUGUAGGAGAGCUAUGCUCACGGGUAGUAAGUGCGAAGGACAAAGAUGAGAGGUUACGCAAGUUGUUUGUUCAUAAAGAGGCUAAUGAUUCGGCAUCCCUACUUUUCGUGGAUACUGCUGUUUAUUCGAGAAACCGUUGCUUCCGUCUUGCAUUAUCAUCCAAAGCUGGAAAGACGUCGGUUCUUCUACCUACAGGACGGUUCAAAUGUAAGGAUAUGAGCGAACAAGAUGUAUUCAUGUCAUCCUUAAUCUGCAACGUGGCAUCAGACUGUGAGAAGCUUCUGGUUUGCAAGAUGGAGUCAGACUGUAUGAAGACACUUUGCUUUGACACAGAGGUGAACAAUAACAGUAUUGUAAGAGACCAGAGAGCUCAUAGAUUCCAAGUGGAUGCUUGCACAAGUGACAUGUCAACAUCCUACUUCGGGGGCAAGUCCCCGUUCCCGCUAGUGGACCAAUUCGUAGAAUCCAUUGCUUCCACCGGGAAUGUCUCAGGUAAGAUAAGGUGCUGGUACUGGUUUUCAGAAGAAAGCCUGAUUGUGUACAGCAUGUUAAGAAAUAGAUACUGCGAACGCAUUGGCAGGGAACAUAAAAGCAAUCAUGUGAUGUACAUUGUUGACAUCAGAAGGGGAAUCUAUUAUCAGAAAUGCUAUGAUCCAGAUUGUCGAGAUUAUAGAUCUCCUAUACGUCCAGUUCCAGAUAGUUGCUUACCUGAAGAUAUAGUUUACCAUCAAGGGGAGGCACAGAAUGUAUGUGAUAACCUUUACACAGAAGGAGGAAAUUACAUUGAUAAUGAAUGCGAUCCAGAUAGUGCUUCCAGCAGAGACUCAUGGUGGCUUGAAGCAGCUAAAAUUGCAGAUGAUCUUGAAAUCAAACCCAAGACAGUGGAACCUCAUGCCUUGGAAAGUUUCGAGGAAGAUGAUGACUGGUGGAUAGCUGUCGAAGAGUCCCUACAAGGAAUCUCAUCUUUAAGUCCUUCCCUAAAAUGCCCUUUGAUUUAGACAAAGUCAAGAAUACUCUGGGUUCUGUUUUCUUCCCUUUUCUCUCCUUAAAACAACCAUCGUUUCCUCCAAACCUAACCUCAAAACAGAUCUCUCUAAUGGCUUCGCUCCCAGUUUUCAUUCCGGCCAAGUUGUUU
Molecule: messenger RNA, 2112 nt
Organism: Raphanus sativus (radish)
Lineage: Eukaryota; Viridiplantae; Streptophyta; Magnoliopsida; Brassicales; Brassicaceae
Exons: 14
Coding region: 131-1975 (614 amino acids)
Biological process (GO): replication fork processing; mitochondrial DNA replication; response to UV
Cellular component (GO): nucleus; mitochondrial matrix
Molecular function (GO): DNA-directed DNA polymerase activity; chromatin binding
Source: RefSeq, a predicted model, not a curated record